Humulus lupulus (European hop) is the source of this 1101-nucleotide messenger RNA. RefSeq lists its product as uncharacterized. The record is from RefSeq and is a predicted model, not a curated record. The transcript is spliced from 2 exons. Lineage: Eukaryota; Viridiplantae; Streptophyta; Magnoliopsida; Rosales; Cannabaceae. Bases 1 to 1101 code for a protein of 366 amino acids.
AUGGAGACCUUCUAUAAUGGCCUCAAUGCAGCUUCUAGAAUGGUGUUAGAUGCCUCAGCCAAUGGUGCUAUUUUGUCCAAGUCUUAUAAUGAAGCAUUCGAAAUUUUGGAGAGAAUUGCAAGCAACAAUUAUCAAUGGUCCAACACGAGAGCUCCGACAAGUAGGAAAGUGGCAAGGGUUCUUGAAGUAGAUGCCUUAACGGCUUUGACAGCUCAAAUGGCAUCAAUGACCAAUAUUUUGAAAAAUCUGAGUUUGGGAGGCAACAUUCAGCCAGCUGCCGCUAUUCAAAGUGGAGACAUUUCCUGUGUGUAUUGUGGAAAUGGGCAUAUGUUUGAAAACUCCCCUUCCAACCCAGCUGCAGUUUGUUAUGUGGGAGCAAGUUCCAACGGAGCGUCUCCACAAGGGAAGCAAGCAUAUCCGCCAGGUUUUUCUCAGCAGCCACGGGCUCAACAACCGCAACACCCUCAAGGCUCUCAAUCCAGCUCUUUGGAGAGUCUAAUGAGGGACUAUAUGGCAAAGAAUGAUGCAGUUAUUCAAAGUCAGGCAGCAUCCCUUCGUAAUCUAGAAAUGCAGUUGGGGAAAUUAGCUAAUGAUCUGAAGAAUAGGCCCCAAGGUUCCUUGCCUAGUGACACAGAGAAUCCGAGGAGAGAUGGUAAGGAACAUUGCAAGGCAAUUAAUUUACGAAGUGGAAAAAUUCUGGAAAAUGAUGAGGAGAAAACAAAGGGCAGUAGGGAGCCCACUUCAAUCCAAACAGGGGGAGAAUCUAGUCAAAAAUCAGCAAGUGAAGCUAUUGAAACUGGCCCAGUUGAUACAGCAUCGGGUCAGCAAUCUGUUCCAGUAAAGACUUUGCACAAGCCGCCUCCACCAUUUCCUCAGCGUUUUAGAAAACAGCAGCAAGAUGGGCAGUUCAGGAAGUUUCUGGAUGUACUAAAACAGCUCCAUAUCAAUAUUCCCUUAGUGGAAGCAUUGGAGCAAAUGCCAAAUUACGUCAAAUUUCUAAAAGAAAUUUCGACCAAAAAAAGGAGGCUGGGAGAGUUUGAAACUGUUGCUCUCACAGAAGGUUGUAGUGCCAUGUUGAAGAGUAAAAGCCCUCCGAAUUGA